Messenger RNA from Vitrella brassicaformis, 803 nucleotides. The record is from the annotation of a GenBank genome assembly. NCBI's taxonomy places the organism in Eukaryota, Vitrellaceae.
CGAAAAGACUGGACGCCAUCUGUGCAUCUGAGGCCUUGCCGCAGCUCCCGAAGACCGCUGCUGCUGAUCUCUCCUGUUUGAUCUGCCUCCCCCGCCCAUCUUCCUCCCUGCCGACACACACCAAUUGACACAUACGUCGUCCCUCCAGCGAUGGCCUCUGCGUCAGACUUCGCGCUUGCCGCCAAGUUCGUCCAGUCGAUGCCCAAGGACGGGCCGGUGAAGCCGACGCAGGACGACAGGCUCAACUUCUACAAGUACACACACACACCACAGCACAGCAGAGCACAGCAGGACUCAGAGAGGGGCAUGCACUUGGGCUGCUGUGGUGUGGUGAUGGCCGGUUAGGUACUACAAGCAGGCGACGGAGGGCGACUGCAAGGGCGACGCGCCCUGGGCCAUACAGUUCGAGGCCAAGGUGAGCAGUGAGUGAGUGGCACAGACAGAUGCGCGCGGAGAUCAGCGGCACACACACUGCACACGUCGUGUAUGUCGGUGGUGCGUGUUGCCUUUGUGUGGUCAGGCCAAGCAUGAGGCGUGGAGCAGUGUCAAGGGUCUGUCUGCCGAUGAGGCGAAAGUCAAAUACGUCGAGGCCCUCAACAAGAUGUACCCCUCCUGGAAGGAAGAGGCCAACAAACUCGGACUCACCGCUUAGACAGACAAUGAGCCGACCGACCCAAUACACACACUGCUGCUGCUGCUGCUGCUGGUGAGAUGGUGCUGUUGUGUUUUGCACUGAGGGAGGCGCUUCAGUCCGUUGUGUGCUGUCUUUCUGUGACGAGGGGUUCGUGUGGCGGUGUUUCUCG